Molecule: messenger RNA, 600 nt
Organism: Dictyostelium discoideum AX4
Lineage: Eukaryota; Evosea; Eumycetozoa; Dictyosteliales; Dictyosteliaceae
Product: optic atrophy 3-like family protein
Exons: 2
Coding region: 1-600 (199 amino acids)
Source: RefSeq, a predicted model, not a curated record
AUGGUAUUACCAUUAUUAAAAGUUGGGUCAUUAUUAAUUAAAAGUUUGGCUAAACCAUUGUCAAAACAAAUUAAAAUAAGAGCAUCAAAAUCACCAAUAUUCCAUGACAGAGUUGUUAGAGGUGCAAGACUAUGGCAUAAAUUAGAUUUGAAAUUAACCAAAUUCAAUGGCGAUACAACUAGAAAACCAGUAGAUUUAAAUGUUAACGCUGCAAUUGAUUUAGGUACUGAAAUAGUUUCUGAAGCAUUUUUAUUAAGUGUUGCAAUUGGUCUUUUAUUAUAUGAAACCUCAAGAAGUUCUGAAAAAGAUAAAAAGAAAGAAGAGGCACUACAAAAUAGAUUUAAAAAUUUAGAAGAAAAACUUGAAGUUCAACAAGAAACUAUUAAUAAUUUAACAAAUGUUAUUGAAGCAAUACAAUCAUCGAAUCCAAAUUUAAAUAUAUAUAUUGACCCAAAUCAAUCAACAAAAUCAUCAAUUGCUGAAUACAUAAAUACUCAUAAUAUUAAAUUAAAUUCUUUAAAAAACGCGCAAACAGAAAAUGAUUAUAAAUCAAUUUCCAGUGAAGGAAUUCCAAAUAAAAGAAUAUCCAAUGUAAACUAA